Macrosiphum euphorbiae (potato aphid) is the source of this 294-nucleotide messenger RNA. The record is from the annotation of a GenBank genome assembly. Lineage: Eukaryota; Metazoa; Arthropoda; Insecta; Hemiptera; Aphididae.
AUGCAAAAUUCAGUUAAAGCUCUAUCAUUUGAUAUAACUGCAGUUAGUAGUGGUCGAUUGGGCGGUACUUGUGUAUUGUUAGAAAGACUUUUAGGAAAAAAAUUAUUUUAUUUGCCUUGCAGACAUCAUAUUUAUGAGAUAAUUUUACGAAGUGUUUUUGAGGAAAAAUUUAAUAAACCAACAGCAAAAGACGUUCCUAUUUUCAAAAGAUUCCAGCUCUCAUGGAAAAAAAAAAACAAAAACGGGUUUUCUCCAGGUAUUUCGGACAAACAAAUUAAAGAAAUGAUUAACUAA